Molecule: messenger RNA, 1325 nt
Organism: Molossus molossus (Pallas's mastiff bat)
Lineage: Eukaryota; Metazoa; Chordata; Mammalia; Chiroptera; Molossidae
Gene: IGLON5
Product: IgLON family member 5
Exons: 8
Coding region: 1-1011 (336 amino acids)
Cellular component (GO): neuron projection
Source: RefSeq, a predicted model, not a curated record
AUGCCCCCCCCUGCGCCCGGGGCCCGGCUCCGGCUCCUCGCCGCCGCCGCCCUGGCCGGCCUGGCCGUCAUCAGCCGAGGUCUGCUGUCCCAGAGCCUGGAGUUCAGCUCUCCCGCCGACAACUACACAGUGUGCGAAGGCGACAAUGCCACCCUCAGCUGCUUCAUCGACGAGCACGUGACCCGCGUGGCCUGGCUGAACCGCUCCAACAUCCUGUACGCGGGCAACGACCGCUGGACCAGCGACCCGCGGGUGCGGCUGCUCAUCAACACGCCCGAGGAGUUCUCCAUCCUCAUCACCCAGGUGGGGCUGGGCGACGAGGGCCUCUACACCUGCUCCUUCCAGACCCGCCACCAGCCCUACACCACUCAGGUCUACCUCAUCGUGCACGUACCCGCCCGCAUUGUGAACAUCUCCUCGCCUGUGACCGUGAAUGAGGGGGGCAAUGUGAACUUGCUUUGCCUGGCUGUGGGGCGGCCGGAACCCACGGUUACCUGGAGGCAGCUCCGAGACGGCUUCAUCUCCGAGGGAGAGAUCCUUGAGAUUUCCGACAUCCAGCGGGGCCAGGCUGGGGAAUAUGAAUGCGUGACUCACAACGGGGUCAACUCUGCACCUGACAGCCGCCGCGUGCUGGUCACCGUCAACUAUCCUCCGACCAUCACGGACGUGACCAGCGCCCGCACGGCCCUGGGCCGGGCUGCCCUCCUGCGCUGCGAAGCCAUGGCGGUGCCCCCCGCGGACUUCCAGUGGUACAAGGAUGACAGACUGCUGAGCAGCGGCACGGCGGAAGGCCUGAAGGUGCAAACGGAGCGCACCCGCUCGAUGCUCCUCUUCGCCAACGUGAGCGCCCGGCAUUACGGCAACUACACGUGUCGCGCCGCCAACCGGCUAGGAGCGUCCAGCGCCUCCAUGCGGCUCCUGCGCCCCGGAUCGCUGGAGAACUCAGCCCCGAGGCCUCCGGGACCGCUGACCCUCCUCUCUGCCCUGGGCUGGCUGUGGUGGAGGAUGUAGGAAGAACCCAGUGCAGCUCGCCUCUCCCUUCGGGGGCCUGAGGCCGAGAGCAAGAGAAAAAAGGGGGAGCAAGCGGCGUGGGUCUCAAGGGGGCGAAGAGCUCAGCCACGGAGGAAGAAGAGAGGAGGAGGAAGAAAGAUCUUUAGAGAACCCAUCACUGUGAGGGAUAACGCAAAAUUAUGCAUCUUUCUACAGCCAUUCUCGCCACCGUUCACGUUUCUGAUUGUGACCCACCCCCGCCACUCCCACCCUUCUCUUAGCUCAGGCUGUCAACUGAAUCGCAUGUGUGUAGUGGGUGUGUGCGUGUGAGCCUG